Diaporthe citri is the source of this 624-nucleotide messenger RNA. RefSeq lists its product as uncharacterized. NCBI's taxonomy places the organism in Eukaryota, Fungi, Ascomycota, Sordariomycetes, Diaporthales, Diaporthaceae. The transcript has 3 exons. The record is from RefSeq and is a predicted model, not a curated record. Gene Ontology annotation, molecular function: protein binding. The coding region runs from base 1 to 624 and encodes 207 amino acids.
AUGUGGCAGGUGUUCCUCAAUCACGGUCUUGAUAUCAAUGCACCGCUCGACAAGGGCUUGGCUCUACCACCUUUAGGCCACGUGCUCGCCGACACGGACAUUGUCCGGUGGCUCCUCGCCCACGGCGCGGACCCCAAUGCCGAGUCACACCACGGGCUCACCCCUUUCCUGAAGGCCGUGCAGGUAAGGCCUCUCGCGACCGUGCGUCUGCUGCACGAGGCCGGUGCGUCUCUCGCUAUCGCCGUCCCCUUCGUGUGUUCAGCGCCAGCAGCACAAGACGGUGAAACUGAGGGCGACGCUGCCGCGCGGCGCCUGGAGGUGCUACGUUACCUGCUCGACAACGGCGCCGACCCAGAAGCCCCCAUGUGGGCACACAACCGAUACGGCCGUGGCAACGACUUUGACUAUGGCUCAGGCCUCAACCGUGCCAUAGUCAGGCGCGCCGAAAACCUGGCCGAGGAGCUGCUGCGCCGCGGGGCGCGCACUGACUCGAAGACGAUGAAUAUCGCCUCGCGCGGAGAGACAGCCCUCGAGCUUGCUGCGAAGUACACUCCGCGACUGUUUCCUCUGGUAGCAGAGAGGAGGAAGGAGGAGGAGCUAGCUUCAGGAAGGGGGGCGCCGUGA